Chenopodium quinoa (quinoa) is the source of this 3147-nucleotide messenger RNA. RefSeq lists its product as uncharacterized. The transcript has 7 exons. The coding region runs from base 1 to 3147 and encodes 1048 amino acids. Gene Ontology annotation, molecular function: nucleic acid binding. The record is from RefSeq and is a predicted model, not a curated record. Lineage: Eukaryota; Viridiplantae; Streptophyta; Magnoliopsida; Caryophyllales; Amaranthaceae.
AUGCUUGAUUGUGCCCCCACUCCCCGUGAUGAUGAUUAUACUCAUCCUUCUAAAGUUGAUGCUUACAAUCUUGGUUGUGAUCCUUCUCCCCUUGUUAACCCUCAAUUUUCUUCAUCUUGUGAGUGUCCGAUUGAUUAUUUAGAAUCCCUUAUUAGGUGUGUUGAGCUUGAUUCUACUUUUGGGCCAAGUAAGGAGUUGUUUUUAAAUUCUAUGAGAAGUCAAUUGGAGAUGAUGAAUAGGAGUGAAGAGCAUGAUGAUGAUGAUGUUUUUGUGCAAUCAAAAGAUUGUGAGGAAGACAACAAUGAGCUUUUGAGUGAAGUAAAGAGAGUUGAGAGCUUUCAGAUUUCUAAGGGAAAUGUUGUUUAUCGUCGUGAUAGGGAAUUGGAAGAUGAGGUUGUUUCUCUUGGAGAUUGGUUGUUUGAGGGAUAUGUAGAUCACGAGUGUUCUUCUUUUGAGAAUUCAAUGAUUAAUUUUCAUUCCCUUAUUAGUGAUGAGAGAGGACAUUACAAGAGAGAUUGUCCUAAUGCAAGAGCUUUAACCAUACGAGAGCUUAAGAAUAUGAUGGCACAACCUUUUGUCCUUGAAGAAGAGAAGGAGAAUGAAAAUGGUAGUGAAAAUGUACCUUUAGAGUCUUAUGAUUCUAAUGAGGAGGAGGAGCAAGUUGAUGACUGUUUUCCCGAAAAAAAUAGUCUAGUAAUGAGGAGAGCCCUCCAAAUGCACGUGGAGGUUGAGAAAACCCCAAUUCAAAGAGAAAAUGUCUUCUUAACCAAAUGCAAGGUUAAUGAAGAUGUGUGUGACUUGAUUGUUGAUAGUGGCAGUGAAGCUAAUGUUGUGUCAAGUGAUCUUGUUAAGAAACUUGACUUGAAGACUACUAGACAUCCUACUCCUUACAAGUUGAGUUGGCUUGAUAAGAGCAAGAGUACGGGAGUUAGAAAACAAUGUCUAGUAAAAUUUCAGAUUAGUUCGUAUGUGGAUGAAAUUUUAUGUGAUGUCAUUCCCAUGGAUGCUUGUCACAUUUUGUUAGGGAGGCCAUGGCAAAGUGACAAAAAAUCAGUACAUGAUGGCCUAUCAAACACCUACACCAUUACUCACCAAGGCAGCAAGAAAGUGUUGCACCAUUUACCACCACAAAAAAGCCUUUCCCAAACACAAUCCCCACCACCAAAAAAAGAGCCCAAAAGAAAGGACAUUUUGUUGCUUUCCUUAAAAGAAUUCGAAAACUCUUUGGAGAAGGAAGAUGAAGUGUUCUUAUUGUUUUCUAAAGAGGAACACGAAGGUUUAUUCCAACAAAACCCUAGGCUAGCCGCAUUGAUCAAGGAGUAUGAAGAUGUUUUUUCUAAUGAAUUACCACAAGGGUUGCCUCCUAUUCGUGAUGAGUUGAGUGGAGCUCAAGUGUUUUCCAAGAUAGAUUUAAGGAGUGGAUAUCACCAAAUUAGAAUGAGGGAAGGUGAUGAAUGGAAAACAGCCUUUAAAACUAAGCAUGGUUUGUAUGAGUGGCUUGUUAUGCCAUUUGGAUUAACAAAUGCUCCAAGCACCUUCAUGAGACUUAUGAACGAAAUGUUGAGGCCAUUUUUGGGGAAGUUUGUAGUUGUUUACUUAGACGACAUUCUCAUCUAUAGUAAAAAUGAGGAGGAGCAAUUGAAACACUUGGAAGAGAUUUUAAAAACCUUGAGAGAGCAACAAUUGUAUGGGAAGUUGGAGAAGUGCCAUUUUUUGCUAACAGAUAUUGUUUUCCUUGGUUAUAUUGUUUCAGGUGAAGGAAUUAAAGUUGAUCCAAGCAAAGUGGAAGCCAUUUCUUCAUGGCCAAUUCCAAAAACAGUCACGGAGGUUCGUUCAUUUCAUGGACUUACUUCGUUCAAUAGGAGGUUUAUUGAACAUUUUAGCACCCUUAUGGCUCCCAUCACCGAAUGUACAAAGAAGGGAAGCUUUCAAUGGACUCCACAGGCUCAAAAGGUGUUUGAGUUGGUGAAAAAGAAGAUGUGUGAAACGCCGGUUCUAGCCCUUCCAGAUUUCAUGAAACCAUUUGAAGUUGAGUGUGAUGCAAGUGGAAAAGGAAUAGGGGCUGUCCUAAUCCAAGAGAAGAAGCCAAUUGCGUUCAUUCAUGGACAAAAGAAGUUGAAUGCAAGGCAUGUUAAGUGGGUGGAAUUCCUACAAUCUUUCAACUUUGCAACCAAGUACAAGAAAGGCAAAACCAAUAUUGUGGCGGAUGCAUUAUCAAGAAGGCAUAAUCUUCUUGGAAUCAUGGAAACUAAAAUUCUUGGUUUUGAGGUCAUGAAGGAAUCAUACAAAGAUGAUCUUGAACUCAAGGAAAUCAUGGAGUCUUGCAAGAAUGGAGUCCACGGUUCAUUUGUCAUAAUAGAUGGUUUCCUUUUCAAAGGGAACAAACUUUGUGUUCCUAAAGGUGCAAUUCGAGAGUUGUUGAUCAAGGAAGCUCAUGGAGGAGGACUUGCUGGUCAUAUGGUGAAUAAGGGAGGUAAAGAUUGGGACUUGAAGUUAGCUCAUGCAGAGUUUGCCUACAAUAGAACUCCAAGCAAAACUACAAAGUAUUCACCUUUUGAAGUUGUGUAUGGUGUGAAUCCUUAUGUGCCGAUUGAUUACAUUUCGCUUCCUAAAGAUAAGUUCGUGCAUGGGACAGCCAAGGAGCAUAUAGAAUUCAUGAUUGAUGUCCAUAAAGAAGUUAGGAAAAACAUAGAAAAGGCAAAUGAGUCAUACAAGAAGCAAGCUAACAAAAACUUGAGAAAUAUGAAGAAGUUCGAAGUGGGUGAUCUUGUGUGGAUAUUCUUGCGCAAAGAAAGGUUUCCUAAACAAAGGAAACACAAAUUGAUGCCUAGGGCAGAGGGACCUUUUCAAAUCAUGGAAAAGAUCAAUGAUAAUGCUUACAAAUCAUCAACUUUCAACGUGGGUGACUUGGCUCCUUAUCUAGAAGAUGAUGAGUUGAGGGCAACUCCUUUCGAAGAAGGGGAGAAUGAUGCAAAUCAUGAAGAGUCCAUUAGUCCAAUCAAGCAUGAUCAUCCUACAAGUCCAAUUCACAAAGAAAUCAUUCUUGCUAAGUCAUUUGAAGAUCAAGUGUUAGAUACUUUUUGUGCGCAUGGACUGUUUCUUGCUAACCAAGGGUUUACUUGUUUACAUUCUGGUUAUGAAUGUUAA